ACCAUUCUUUCUUAUCUCUUUCGCAAAAAUGACAUCAAAGCUUCAAAUUUCAACUCUUUUCCUUGCAAUCUUUCUUGUGCUUCUUUUAGGAUGUUCUGCCUCGCCUAGAAAAAACAUGCGCUCUCGUCGUCCAUGUAAAGAAAUGGUGUUCUACUUUCAUGACAUUAUCUACAAUGGCAAGAACGCUAAGAACGCGACUUCAGCCAUUGUAGGUGCCCCAGCUUGGGGCAAUCACACGAUUUUGGCAAAUCAAAACCAUUUUGGGAACAUAGUUGUUUUCGAUGAUCCCAUAACGCUAGACAACAACUUGCAUUCUCCAUCUGUCGGACGAGCCCAAGGAUUCUAUAUCUAUGACCAAAAAGAUAUAUUUACAUCAUGGCUUGGAUUCUCAUUUGUGUUUAAUUCAACUGCCCAUAAAGGUAGCAUUAACUUUGCAGGGGCUGAUCCUAUAAUGAACAAGACAAGAGACAUUUCGGUCAUUGGUGGAACCGGUGAUUUCUUCAUGACCAGAGGCGUGGCUACCAUCAUGACAGACGCUUUUGAGGGAGAGGUUUACUUUAGGCUCCGCAUUGACAUUAAGUUCUAUGAAUGUUGGUGAUCCAUCGAGAACCCUUUCUCGAUCUCAAGAUUUUUUUUUUUUUUGUCAUCAAUUAAUGCUGCUCUUUAUCUUAUUUGGUUUCAAUGUACGGAAAUUUAUCUUUUUUUUUCUUUAAGAAGGCAUAAACAAAUGCCAUGCUUUCAAAUUA
Messenger RNA from Erigeron canadensis, 746 nucleotides. Its product is annotated as disease resistance response protein 206-like. The coding region runs from base 29 to 598 and encodes 189 amino acids. The transcript has a single exon. The record is from RefSeq and is a predicted model, not a curated record. NCBI's taxonomy places the organism in Eukaryota, Viridiplantae, Streptophyta, Magnoliopsida, Asterales, Asteraceae.